Messenger RNA from Musca vetustissima, 957 nucleotides. RefSeq names its product integrator complex subunit 12 (gene IntS12). NCBI's taxonomy places the organism in Eukaryota, Metazoa, Arthropoda, Insecta, Diptera, Muscidae. The coding region runs from base 1 to 957 and encodes 318 amino acids. The record is from RefSeq and is a predicted model, not a curated record. The transcript has a single exon. Gene Ontology annotation, cellular component: integrator complex. Gene Ontology annotation, biological process: snRNA 3'-end processing.
AUGUCAUCUACAACGGAAAUUGAAACGCUUCUAAAGAAGGCUGUCACCCUUCUACAAUCUUCACAUGGCAGUUCGGCAGCAGAGUUACGAUUAUUACUUGACGAGGAGAUCAAAAAACGUUAUGGAGCGGACAAGACCCUAACAAAUAACAUGAGUAAAAAACAACUGGAAGAUGAGGCUAACUUCCCCGGCCGAGCAGUAACACCACCCCCACAACCUGUUGAAGCGGAGGAAGUUAUUAAUCUUGUUAAUUCACCGGCCAAAACAAUAUCCGAUUCUCCGGAUACUAUUGCCGAUUCAGAUGAUGCAGUUAGCGGUGUAGGUGCCGGUGGUGGUGGUAUGCUUUCAACCACGGCGGAGGAUGAGGCCAAUCUAAAAGAAUUUGGUGAUUUAAAUUGUUGUGUCUGUGGCGAAAUGAUGUUCACGGCCACAAAUCGUCUAAUUGAAUGUUCACGUUGCGGAGCCCUUUACCACCAGGAAUGCCACAAACCUCCCAUAACAGACGAAGAAGCAUCUGAAGAUCAAGGCCACAAUUGGGUUUGUGAUAAUUGUGCAACUAAACCCACCUCCAGUAAAACUAGCAGCCAAGUGGUUGUUAUACCCGAUGAACCUAUGCCGCUAAUUGCAACCUCCGUGGCAUCGAUUAAAUCCAAAUCAUCAGCAACAUCUUCACGCUCCUCGUCAUCUUCGAAUUCCUCUUCUCCAUUUUAUAAAAUGGAACAAGCCACCGCUACUGCUACGGGAAAAAGUUCUUCAAAAAGUCACAGCAAAGAAGAGCGAUCUUCUGCUGUGCCUAGCAAUUGUAAAGUAUCAUCGUCAUCACUCAAUGCCCCCAGUUCAUCGUCUUCUUCAUCAUCGUCCAAAAAACAUUCCUCCUCAUCAUCGUCAUCAUCCAGUAAAAAUAAAUCAUCGUCUUCGAAGCAUCAUCAUGAGAGUAAACGGAAAUCGAGUAAAUAA